ACCAGCCCUGAGCUCGUUAGGAGGUGUUUAGAUGGAGCUGUGCUCAGGGACUGACAGCGAGUGAUUCCCUCUAACAAGUGUUGCCUGCAGUACACACACAGCAUCCAGUUACAACACUGGCGCAAGUCGAUAAUUCUCCAGCGCUCUGUCCAGGGGCUAUUUUUGGUUCGCUGUUGCAGUUCCUUUCAAAGUGUUCAGCCCCCCGCUCAUUGUUCUGUGUGUGUUUUGUUGGCAACUGCUAGCUCACAGACUACGAGCUAAGGACACACUAGUUUCAGAAGCCCCGCGAGUGUUGAGCGAGCACAAGCAGAUAUGGAAAACACCCCCAUCCCCGUGGUCACAGUCCAGACCGUCCCUUACGACGACCAGAAACCCGGGACCAGUGGCUUGAGGAAGAAAACCUCCGUCUUCGAGAGCAAGAGGAACUAUCUGCAGAACUUUACACAAAGCGUCCUGUCUUCUAUAGACCUCAGGGACAGGCAAGGCUGUACCAUGGUGGUAGGAAGUGAUGGGAGAUACUUCAGCAGGACCGCUAUAGAGACCAUUGUCCAGAUGGCAGCUGCCAACGGGAUUGGGCGAUUGGUGAUUGGUCAGUAUGGGAUUCUGUCCACACCAGCUGUGUCCUGCAUCAUCAGAAAGAUAAAGGCCAUUGGAGGAAUCAUUCUUACAGCUAGUCAUAAUCCUGGAGGCCCAGGUGGCGAUUUUGGAGUGAAGUUUAAUGUGGCCAAUGGAGGUCCAGCUCCUGAGUCAGUGACAGAGAAGAUCUACCAGAUUAGUAAAACUAUAGAAGAGUUUGCCAUCUGUCCUGAUCUGAGAAUAAACCUUUCUCGACUGGGCAGGCAAGAAUUUGAUCUGGAGAACAAGUUCAAACCCUUCAGAGUUGAAAUUGUGGACACAGUAGAAGUUUACCUCAACAUGCUGAGAACCAUGUUUGACUUCACUGCUAUCAAGGGAUUACUAACUGGACCCAACCAACUGAAAAUAAGAAUAGACGCCAUGCAUGGAGUUAUGGGUCCCUAUGUGAGGCGGAUACUCUGUGAUGAGCUUGGAGCUCCUGCAAACUCUGCUGUCAAUUGUGUCCCACUGGAGGAUUUUGGUGGGCAGCACCCAGACCCAAAUCUCACGUACGCUACCUCUCUACUCGAGGCCAUGAAAGGAGGAGAAUAUGGGUUUGGUGCAGCUUUCGAUGGAGAUGGGGACCGUAACAUGAUUCUUGGGAGGAAUGGCUUCUUCGUCAAUCCCUCAGACUCUGUUGCCGUGAUUGCGGCAAAUAUCUGCUGCAUUCCAUACUUCCAGAAGACAGGAAUUCGAGGAUUUGCAAGAAGCAUGCCCACCAGUACAGCACUGGACAGGGUAGGGAAAGUCAUGAAGAUCCCGGUUUAUGAAACACCGACAGGCUGGAAAUUCUUCGGGAAUUUGAUGGAUGCUGGGAAGUGUUCCCUGUGUGGAGAGGAGAGCUUUGGUACAGGGUCUGAUUGCAUUCGCGAGAAGGAUGGUCUCUGGGCUGUUCUUGCAUGGUUAUCUAUUAUCGCAGCUCGAAAACGGAGUGUGGAGGAGAUUGUGAAGGACCACUGGGCCCGCUUUGGUCGCAAUUACUACUGCAGGUUCGAUUACGAGGACAUAGACCCACGAGCAGCUUACUACUUAAUGAGGGACCUUGAAGCUGUUAUCACAGAGCGAUCGUUCAUAAACCAACAGUUCGCUGUAGGGAAUCACAGCUACACAGUGGAAAAAACCGAAAACUUUGAAUACACAGAUCCUGUGGAUGGCAUUGUAACCAGGAACCAGGGCCUGAGGUUAAUACUCACGGAUGAUUCCAGACUCAUAUUUAGACUGAGCGGGACUGGGAGUAUGGGAUCUACAAUCAGGAUCUACGCGGAGAGUUAUGAACGGGACCCCAGCAGGAUCGAGAGUGAUCCACAGGUGGUGCUGGGCCCUUUGAUCGCCAUCGCGCUGAAGCUGUCUCAGAUUCACGAUCGGACAGGCAGGAGGGGACCCACAGUCAUUACCUGAGAGCGUCGCACUGACAACUCCCUAGGGGCCAAGAGAGAGAGAGAAAUUCUAUUUUUUGUUUUGUUUUUCAUACUGGCUGCUCACAGCUUCGUACCCAAUCACUAACAAAGAAAAGGGAAGAGAGAAGUAAUGUUUCGCGAAAGAAUGAGGUCGUCCAGUUCUUUCUUUUUUGCUUUUGUGUUAACAAUAUUGAUGUACUUGAUGUUAACAACAAUGAUGUAUUUUAUAAAGAGCCACCUGUGUUAAGCUUGCAUGAGAUGUGUUGUUUGAGUUAGCAUUUACUAUAUGAGACGGCCUGUGUGUUAAUCUUAAUGUUUUAGAUUCAAUGGUAAAGGCUGUCCACUGGCUGUGUACAAUUGUGUUAUUGUAAACUCAUCAUUUAAUAAAACAAAUUGUCAACUUCCCCUCCCCACCCCACAAAUAUUAUUAAACUAUAUUGCUAACAAA
Messenger RNA from Carcharodon carcharias (great white shark), 2460 nucleotides. RefSeq names its product phosphoglucomutase 5 (gene pgm5). Gene Ontology annotation, biological process: striated muscle tissue development; carbohydrate metabolic process; myofibril assembly. Gene Ontology annotation, cellular component: cytosol; cell-substrate junction; sarcolemma. The record is from RefSeq and is a predicted model, not a curated record. Lineage: Eukaryota; Metazoa; Chordata; Chondrichthyes; Lamniformes; Lamnidae. The coding region runs from base 313 to 2013 and encodes 566 amino acids. Gene Ontology annotation, molecular function: magnesium ion binding; phosphoglucomutase activity. The transcript is spliced from 11 exons.